UCUUUUAGGAGGGGAGAUAAGUCUCCAUUUUGUCAUCGGAGUUGCCGUUCAUCAAAUUAUGGCUGAGAGCGAGAAAUAAGCCGAUUGCACGACAGGAGGUGUUCUUCAUUUUGCAGAGCGAUAAAGGGAGAUAAGUCUCAACUUCGUCAUCGGAGUUGCCGUUCAUCAAAUUAUGGCUGAGAGCGAGAAAUAAGCCGAUUGCACGACAGGAGUUGUUCUUCAUAUUGCAUAGCGAUUACUAGUUCAAACUGCACAUCCAGCAUCUUUACAAGCCAAAGACCUCACUGCUGUCAACAAGCACGGCUGUACAGGAGAAAAUCAGCAUUUUUUAACGAUGACGAAUCAAAACUGCCCGAGAAAGCUUUACACUUACAACAGAGAAUUGAUCCAGUCUAAGCUUCACUCAUGCUGGAUUUUUUCUCUUUCUGUGUGUCCUCUCAUUUUCCUAUGGGGAGAUUAAAAAAAUAAAUAAAUAAAUAAAUACUGGAGGCUUCCAGUUUCAUGUAGCUAAUAAGCUGUACUCUUACUCACAGUGCAGUAAAUUUUGAAUGAAACCAGAUCAGGUAGAUGUUGAAGGCCCUCUGCGUCUGCAAGAUUUAUCAGCUACCAAGCAUUCGCGCGUGCUUUAGGAUGGUGGCUUUGAUAGAGUGUGUAACAGUAAUUUAGCAAGAUUUUUAAUUAGAUCGUUCCUCAGCUCAUAGCAACAACACUGCUUGUCAGUAAACAAAGAUACAGUGCAGAGACCAGCCAAUAAUUUAGGUUCUCCAUGGUUUAAAAAAGUGAAGUACUCUUCCUGAGGGCUCUACCCUUGUCCUAUAAAUAUUCUGGCACAAGAGAGAGGUCUUUAGACACUCAAAUCCACACAAGCAUUAAGCAUGCUUUCAUCAGAGGAAAAUAUGGAGUACUACAGUUACAGUGGUAUCAAGGUACCUGGGUUGUCAGAACUGUGCUGUGAUAAUUUUCUGUCCCAUCAAAAGGACGGACCUAAGGUGUACGUUGCCACAUGUCAGUAAAUUUGUUCAACAUUAUAGGCCCAUAUAAAAUAUGGAAGGAGAAAGAACUUGAAAAUUGGAUUUCCUUAUAACCAGGUCUCUUGUGAUGUGUUCAGCAGUCAGAAUGUAGACGGAAAGUUAAAUUAUCUUUUUUAGAGAUGAUGCUUCAGUUUAGGUGCUUUAUAAAUAUUGAUUGUUUCACUAAAUGGGUGCAUUAGAGAACUCAUUUUUUCCUGGCACUCUUGGCUGUUAAAAAGCUGUGAAAUCUGGGAUUAUUCUGCCCAAAUCCCGUGCAAAGUGUCAGUUACUCAGUGUGGUGAGUGAACUGAUGGUUUGUGUUUAGACAAAACAUGAACUUUCAGUGCAAAUGUGAUGCUUCUGCAUUAGGAAUUGUAGGGUAAAAUCACAAAGUCCUAAGAAAUGCAUUCUUUCAUUCAUUGAUUCCUUGACCAACUGGUACCAACUGGAUAGAUGGAGUAGCUGACAAAGCUUGCCACUUAGGCCUGUUAGUGUUAAGCAGUGGUCUUCUGGUGCUGCAUGGAACUGCCAGUCCAUGCCAUUACAUUUGCAAGCUAGUUUUUUUCCUGUCCACCUGGGUAUCAAGGUCUCUGAAGGAUGGUUUUAGACAGUGUCAUGCUGAGUGAUAUGGGUGAACCAACCCAGCUUGCGUCAUGUGACUGUUGUGAAAAGAAGUUCUUGAUGUCUUAAGAGGGUUCCUUCAUUGGUUUUAUGUUCCAAGUAUGACAUCCAAAGCUUAGGAAAUCAUAAGCUGUAUGGAAAAAUAUUAUCAACCAGAAUGAGUGCAUUAAAAAUACCUCGUCUUAAAGGCAGUGCAUGUAAAGUCAAGGCAAGCUUUAACCUUCCAGUAGUGGAAACUUCAGAUAGCUUGCUACUUAAAGUUAGUCCAGCAUACAUGCAUGUCCGCACUGGGAGGAGUCGUGCCCAUACUAAUGCUGGUCAUUGUGAUAUGAGAACAGAGUAUUCUGGAGCAGCAAGGGUCAGACCUGUGAGCAGUGAAACUACUUAUGGACGAUCUGCUGAGUUGCGUGGAGCUUAUGAUAAAGAAACUGAGGAAAAAUCACUAGAAAGACCACAUAUAAGAAGACCAGAACCACGUCUGUCUGCUUUACAUACAGUCAGAUCAGCUGAACAUGAGGCCAGAACAAGACAAGUAGAACCGGGAGCCUGGACUGACCAUCCAAUAACAUCAUCUUCACGCAGAACUUUUUCAGGAAGAACAGAGGUCUUGAGGCGCCCAAAAAGGAGCAAGUCUUCUCUAACUUUUAUUCAACAAGAAACUGGUUUCUCAUCCAUUGAAAUCCCUUCUGGGAAGCAAUCAAAUGAGAAGAAAAAUCGACAAGUAUAUAAGGAGCCUGUGACAGUGUCUACUGUGAGAUGUAAAUCUGCUAAUGCAGAAGAUGUAACUGGAACAGGAAGUCAGUCCAGCAGAAGGACCAGGUGGGCCAGUGCUAGGAGUGCUGAGAUGAACUCACAAUCCAUAAUUAAGAGAAGAGUAGUGGUAGAGACAGCAGGACUGGCGGUAUUGAGACUGACCAAUGGUGGCAGUAGUGAAGAUGGCCAAACUAAAGAGAGGGAAGUUAGGAAGAAAAGAAUGGAAUCAAAUGACCUGCUGGCUGACCGACAAGUUGCAUGGUUCAUGUCUUUGCUGCAGCAGUGCAUCCGUAAUAACAAACUAGAGAAAAUGCGAUUCGUCAUGAAGCGUCUAAGUCUUGCACAGCGCCGUCAACUGGCCACCUUUCGCUACAACACCAACUCGAUGUUGUUCACCUGCUGUCAAAUGGGGCAUGUGGACAUGGUCAAUUACCUGUUGGAUGAGUGCGGUGCCGACCUUGAACAGAAGGGUGUGUACGAGGUGUCUGGUGAUGGCUCAAGACACAUGGUGACACCUCUAUGGUGUGCUGCAGUGGCAGAUCACAUUGAUGUUGUUGAGUCACUGAUCAAGCAUGGUGCUGACCUGAACAGCCAGUCUGAUACGGGCUCCACGCCUGUGCGAUCAGCAUGCUACAUGACAAACAUUGAGGUGGUCAAGCGGCUGGUGGAGGCAGGAGCCGACAUUCAUUUACCCAACAUGAAUGGUGGAACCUGCCUGAUAAAUUCUGUGCAGAGCCCUGAGCUCUGUGAAUUCUUGAUUAAGCAUGGUGCAAGGGUCAACGAUAGAGACAAAUCCAACAAUCUGGCCCUGCAUUAUGCCAUACGAGAAGACCGUCUGGACACUGUGAAGCUUCUUGUUGAGUAUGGGUCAGACUACAAUGCCAAGAAUGACUAUAAUGAUAAUGCUUUGCAGACUGCAGCUUUGCGAGGCUACGAAGAUAUAGUGGAAUACCUCAUAGAAUCUACAAGGCCAUCAUUGGUGGAUGUAAUUCAUGCAUAUGAACUUCUGGGAGCCAGUUAUGUAGAUGAGCGGCAUGACAUUGCACGGGCCAUGGCCUUGUGGCAGAAGGCAAUAAACCUGCGUGAAAUUGGCACCAAAGGCCACUUCAUCAAAACUCUUAAGCGGGAAAGAAUUGCUGCAUAUGAUUUUGUCAAGGAAGUAACCACACAGGAGGACUUAAAGGAAGCAGGUUGUGACCCAGACAAUGUGUAUAUGCAGGCUUUGUUGAUUCGAGAACGAAUUCUUGGCAAGAACCACAAAGAUACGAGUUUUGGGGUAAUGUAUCGUGGGGCAGUGUAUGCUGACAGCCGUCGGUUCCAAAGAUGUGUGGACCUGUGGAAAUAUGCAUACCACCUUCGUUUCACAGGUUGCAGUGACCCUUUGAAUCAUGAAUUAGUGUUCACUGUACAGGCCCUUGUGAAGCUUUUCUGGGAGAUGCACGUGGAUGAGACAGAGGAAGGGAGCUGUGAAAAGUUACGCUGCUGUGAUUUAGUAGACACCUUGGAAGAGCUAAUCCAUCAUAUCCAGGCUGCACAAACCAGAAUUAAGAUGUUGCAAAAGGAGCCAGCCAGCUGCAUCACCCAAGCACACCAAAACAGUGGGAGUGCGAGUAUUGACACAUGUCCUGGCUAUUCUGUCUGUGCUUGUGGUAAGCACAGGGAAGGGAACAUCGAGGACUUUUGUUUGCUUAUGCAGUUGUCAAUUCAUCUCAUUUUCCUCUUCUCAGCCCAGCCAGAUGUGAAUGAUGAUGUCAAGCACUAUUUCUGCACACUGGUAUAUCAGUUGCUGAAAAUAGAUGCCAGGACCCAAGCGGGUGAAACAUUACUGCAUCUGGCUCUCAGUGUGGGCAAAACAAAUCUUACACCAGACUUCUGCCUCAAGCCACUUCCUGUUGUUAAAAUUCUCCUGGAGUGCGGAGCAGAUGCUGAUGCCUUGACAAAAGCUGGACAGACACCACUCCUGUGCUGCCUGCGGCAAGAAAAUAGCAUGCACAAUGUCUUGUUAACCAAUGAAAAACGAGAGUCCCUGAUUCUUUGCCUUUUGAAGCACGGUGCUCAUGCAGAUCGUGCAGGGCAUUUGCCUGUGGUGCAAUUUCUGAAAGAAUCUCGCAGUUUCUCAGUCUUGGAUCAUGUUAACUUGCAAUGUCUGGCUGCACAGGUCAUUUGUAAACAUAGAAUUUUGUACAAAGGCAUGUUGCCAGCCACGCUUGAGAAAUUUGUAGGCAUGCAUUAAAGUACUUGUAAUUUUUGUCACUUUCUAAUUAGGUAUUUUAAAUCAUCAUACUUCACUUAUGUAAUAAUAAGAAUACUAUUUAUGCACUACACUUUAAAUGUUUCAAUGAAAUGCACUCUAUAAAGAUCAGCAGUAGAUUACUGAUUGAAAACCUUUUUUGCAUAAGUGCAUGCAUGCGUAAGUGUGUGCUAGUCUGUGCACACAGAUAUUAAAUUUUAGUCUGCCUAGUGGUCACAUAGCCUCUUGGUUUUACUUUGCAGCAUUUAAAAGUACAUGAUUUUAAAUUAGUAAUGAGUGCAGUUAAAUUUUUUGUGGCUGAAGAGUUUUGCUAAUGGUGCAUUUUUAGGACAAUUUAUGUAGUGUAGGACAAUAUAUGUAGUGUUGUGGUGUAGAGUGGGUAGAGCACAUAAAACAUAAGGCUACACACACUGUUCUAGGACGUGAUAUUCUAGCUCCAUUAAAACAAAUGUUGUCCAUGUUAAACCUUAGGCAGUCAAGGAACAAGAAAGAAAAGUUAGGUGAGUGAUAGUAGAAUUAAGAUAAAAUUGUCACAAAUCAUAUCCAAGUUUGACUUUGCUGCAGGUGUAAUUUGGGAGUCAACGUAUCAAAAGAGUUGCUUUUGGUUUUUGAGCCUGUGAUAAUUAGGCAGCAUAUUUAUGCACAUGUAAUUAUUUCUGCCAUUUAUAGAGUGGUGAAUUAUUGAGAUGAUAAAAAAUUAAUGCAUACAAAUGUGCAUUAUUGGUUGAGGAUGUAGCACAAUUAAUUGUUAGUGGCAUGUUUCGUGUAUAAUCAUCAGCAUCCACCCAUGGACUGGUUGUUUGAACCUUGGUUGUGUGGCUUGUUACCAUCUUAUGGCCUAAAUGUUCACUACCUACUGACCAGAUGUGCACCCAUGUUUUCAGUGAGUGAGAACGUCUUCAAAUGCAGCAAAUGUUUCUCAUCUGGAAAAGGAGAGGCAAAAGACACUAUCAUUGAUGAAAGUAUGCAUUCCUACCAGGUUAGAUUGCCGAAAUGCAGGCAUUUUUUUUUCUAGAUGUGAGAAAUGUAAACUGCAUGUUGUUAAUGAGGAGGAGUAAACAAUAUUACAAGGUCGAGGGGAUCUACAUGCAUUAGUGAAGGACACACACUCGUUGCUAUCACUACCCAACUAGGCUUGAAGUUUGUCUUGAUGCCGGCAGUUAGGGCUACAUGUCUUAGCUGUCUUAGAGGAAUAAUAAAGGUUUGUACAAGGAAAAGGCAAUGAAAUAUCUACCUAUGGUGUUGCAAAGAAAAGUGUGAUUUAAACUUUAAAAGAAAUUUUUUUUAAAAAGAAAAGACAGUGUAUAUUUGUCAGGAAGUCUGUUCACCAUGAUUUGAGUGACUUAUGGAGAACAUAAAGUCUUGCCAGAUUGUAUCGAUCGCUGGGGCACCAGUUAAUGCUUUCAGACAGCUGUAUGAAGAUGUAGACAAAUAUUCUUUUAAUCUAGGCAUUUUUGUGAGUGAACAUUAGAAAUUAAGGGCCCUCAUCAGUACUAGUCAUUUUGGCAUGUUCAUUUGGUGAUGUUCCAGUUUGAAUAAAAAUUAUUGAUUCAA
Molecule: messenger RNA, 6189 nt
Organism: Pomacea canaliculata
Lineage: Eukaryota; Metazoa; Mollusca; Gastropoda; Architaenioglossa; Ampullariidae
Product: protein fem-1 homolog C-like
Exons: 4
Coding region: 1789-4617 (942 amino acids)
Molecular function (GO): protein binding
Source: RefSeq, a predicted model, not a curated record